CAUUCUCACAGCGACUCAGAGCCGUGGAGCGUCACAUGCCACGAUGAGUGUCCUCCCAUGCAGUUUCCUCUUCCUCCUCCUCCUCUGCCUCCCCGUCCUAACAGAGGCCAAGCGGCAGCCUGGUCAGGGGAAACCCGACAAACCCCGCCAGCCCCCACCGUCACCGCAACCGGCCAAGAGACCUAGAAACCGCUCAGUGCCCGGUUCUGGAGAGCUGACCACGAAGGAGGGCCAUCGCUGCACUUGGCAGACGUCUGGUGAAGGCCUGGUGAGCCUGAUGGUGAACUGCAGCACUGAGACACUGGGAGACCAGCAGAGGUAUUGGUGUCGGUAUGCUGGUAAACCAGACCUUUGCCAGGCCUACGGGGUGAAGUCCAGCCAAUACUGGAAGCAGCUGGUGGGAAAGCUGAAGAAGAGGCAGAACGCCUGCGAAGGAGAGAAAGUCCUGAAGGCCAAAACCUGCAAGAAGUCUCCCACCGAGGCCCACAUGAAGCUCGCCCAACGCAGUGGAGAGGAGGAGAGGAAGGGUGGGAAAGAAGGAGGGAAGAAAAAAGGGCUGUCAGCCAGCAAGAGCUCAAACGGAGGAAAGGCAGAACAGAGGAAGAAGAAGGAAGAGGAGGAAGAAGAGGAGAAGAAGAAGAGGGAGGAGAGGACUGGGUUUGAGGAGGAAGGCUUGGUGAACGACAUGGAGCCGGUGCAGACUUACUGCAGCGAGGGAUGGCACUCUGUCUGCUCAUUCUUUGUCAAGUUUUUUGAGGGUUAACAGGAAUUAUGAUGGAAAUGUAAAGCUCAUCUUUAAUACACGAUGGCGCGAGUUCACAAUCUGAGAACAACCUAUAUACAGUGUGCCCACGGGGUUCUAAAAAAGUCUGGCCUUAAAUUGUCUUAAAUGUGAUUUUGACAGGUCUUGAUUGGAUUAGUGGAGUUAAAUUACAGUAGGUAACUUUUAUAAAAAUAUCUUUUUGUCAUAUUUGCUGAAACUUUACUAUAUCCUGACAGUAGAACACAAGACAGAUAAUCUGUGAAAAAUCAGCUUCCUCUGGCUCCUCCUAGUGCUCCGAAUUGUAGGUAAUUAGGAAGAAUCCACCGGGCCUGAAUCAAAACAACCAAUCAGGGCCAAGAAAGAUAUGUCUCAUGUAUUACUGU
Morone saxatilis (striped sea-bass) is the source of this 1146-nucleotide messenger RNA. RefSeq names its product fibroblast growth factor binding protein 3 (gene fgfbp3). Gene Ontology annotation, biological process: cell-cell signaling. Lineage: Eukaryota; Metazoa; Chordata; Actinopteri; Moronidae. The transcript is spliced from 3 exons. Bases 44 to 763 code for a protein of 239 amino acids. The record is from RefSeq and is a predicted model, not a curated record. Gene Ontology annotation, molecular function: growth factor binding.